CCUGCUGCUCGAGCCCUGAUAGCUCUCUAAGCGUCAGGUUUCCGUAGCAACAGGUCCUUCACCGAGGCUUCCGGUGUUGUCGCACAUGUCCAAAGAAAACAUUGUAGCUAUCCUUUUUAAAUUGGAAACAUAUGACUCCAUGUACUCUUGCAACUAACCAUCUUUCGAAGUGUGCUUCUGCAACAUGUUCAACUGAGGGUUGGUGUGUUGCCAUGACGUUCAUCAAGCCUCCUCCAUUGGACCUCUGACUUUAUCAGACAGGAAUUUAAUUACAUCUCUUUUACCUGAACAUUCCUCAAAUUAAAUGUCUUCAGGAAUGCUCUGAAGACCUGUACGAAAGCGAAUAGGGAAGCACCAAAAGGGAGAAACUUAAAAAUGCAGAGGCUAUCAUUUCACAUCAUCGCUGUCAUAAUAAGCUAUUUUCUCAAUGGCUGCAUAGUUGUUCACAGCCAGACAGUCUGCAACCGACCAGCCAAUCUGGAAUGGCACCUACAACCACAAACUGCUCAGGUGAAAUGGACACUCAUGGAAAACAUCUGUGAUAGUAUGGUCCAAUGUUGGGGUGAUCAAGAAAGGACAGAGACCCAAAAGUCAGAUGUUCCGCCAACUUGGAACUUACCUCAGAUUUGUCCUCUAGAGGUGCAGUUUGGCGUCAAGCUGUUUGUUUCUAUUGAUGCCACUCUGGAUUUAUACGGUAUCAGGAUCCUCAAUGUGUCAAAAGAGGACUUUGAAAGUUGUUCCACUGCACCACAGUCACAAGACCAGUUUCUGUGUUCCGAUGACGUUAUGAAUGCAUCUAGGCAGGUCCAACCUAAGUGGCUUCUCCCGGGCCUUCAUUAUUUCAUAGCUUCGCAUGAGGGGAAUUCACAGCUCUGCAAGCUGGGUCUUCGUCUCAACGUCUCUGUGAAGGAACAACAGUGUCGAAGCAGCCCACUAGUGCGACUCUGCUCCGGGAACGGUGUUUGUAGGACAAGCUUUUGGGAAGACGGAGCGUACCGCUGUCAGUGCCGCCAGCAUUACUCUGGAAAGUUCUGUGAGAAGUUUGAUGCGUGUUUGGAAAACCCAUGUGAGAACGAAGGAGUCUGUGUAAGCAAUGGUACGACAGAUCACAUCCACGCAUCGUAUAAGUGUUUGUGCCCUCCACAUUUUACAGGGGCUAACUGCUCUGAUGUGAUUGGACGAGAGAACUGCGAUAGAUUUUGUCGUAAUGGAACGUGUCUCCAAGUUUCACCUUUCUCCUUCAAAUGUGUGUGUUACACAGGACAACCAGGUCCACCUUGUGGGACAUCUUGUGAUCCCAACCCAUGUAGGAAUGGCGGAGAGUGUGAGGAGAGCUCCGAGAGCGCCGCUGGAUAUGCUUGUGCUUGUCUGGAGGGAUUCACGGGCCUCCGCUGUGACACCCCCGUUAACAUCAAUUGCCUUUCAUACGAAUGUCAGCGGGAAAAGGCGUGCUCCUUGGGGGAACAUACCUCUCCUGAGUGUGCAGCCUCAGUCUGGCAGUGUUCAAAUGGCACCACAGGCCCACAGUGCAGGAGGCAGCGAGGCCCGUGCAGCCCUUCGCCCUGCCACAACAACGCCAGCUGUUUAGUCCAAGGAGAGGACUACGUCUGCAGGUGCCUGCCAGGGUUUUCCGGGAAGAGCUGUGAAGAGAUAAUAGACUACUGCAGUCUGCUCAGUGUCAACUGUCUGCACCAGGGACUGUGCCUCAGCGUAAUUGGUGGAUAUAAUUGUCUCUGUGCUCCUGGAUGGAUAGGGGAGUUCUGUCAGUAUGGAGGGAACGCCUGCCUGAUCUACCCAGACAGCUGUAUGAAUGGGGCCACCUGCAUCACCACAAGUCAACCUACGGCUCCCCCACAGUACAGAUGUAUCUGCAGCCCUGGUUACACAGGACCCCACUGUGAGACAGAAAUUAACCAGUGUUUCUCCAACCCCUGUCUGCACAAUGGGACAUGCUUGGACUCUGUUGGCUUCUACAAAUGCAGGUGUCCACCAGGAUUUCUGGGCCAGAAGUGUGAGGUGGAUGUAGAUGCCUGUACCCUACCCAACACCACAUGCCCUAGAAACACAGUUUGUCUGGAUCUGCCUGAUGGACUGAAGUACACAUGUCGCCUGCUGUGCCCACCGAACAUACAACCAUGUGCCAACGGAGGACGUUGUGUCUUGAACAACGCCAGCAGUUAUACCUGUGUCUGUGCACCUGGAUGGGCAGGACGUAACUGCCGCUUAAACAGCAACGAUUGUGUUCAGCACUGGUGCCAAAACGGGGCAACUUGUGUAGAUGAGAUUGAUGGCUACAGCUGCCUUUGUCCCAGAGGAUACAGCGGUAGCUACUGUGAGAUGGACGUUGAUAACUGCAUUGGACACCACUGCUCUGAGCACGGCGUAUGUCUAGACCAACAAUACAACUAUACUUGUCGCUGUGAGCUCGGGUUCCAGGGGAGCUACUGUGAGCAGGAGACGGAUGAGUGUAAGAGUUCCCCAUGUGUCAAUGGUGCCACCUGUGAGGAUGUCAUCGGAGGCUAUCACUGCCACUGCCCCCCAGGGUUUGAAGGGAGAUGGUGCUCAGAGAAUGUUAAUGACUGCUGGUCAAGGCCUUGUUUGAAUGGAGGUUCCUGUAUGGAUCUGCUGAAUGGAUACAUCUGCCACUGUCCUUUUGGGAUUCAAGGGGAAGACUGUUCUGUGGAUAUGGACCUCUGCUCACUAGGAACAUGCCAAGAACGCACGGUGACCUGCACUGAGACUGGACAGAACGUCACAUGUAUUUGUGAAAAAGGCUUUGGUGGGCCGUUCUGUGAGGUGAAUCUGAACGACUGCAAGUCGAUGCCGUGCCAGAACGGAGCUGUGUGUGUGGACGGUGUUGACCUGUAUCACUGCUUCUGUCCAGCUGGGUUUCAGGGGCUGAACUGUGAAAUCAACUAUGAUGAAUGUGUUUAUGGAUUCUGCGCCAACAAUUCCACAUGUGUUGACCUGGUUGCCGACUAUGGAUGCAUCUGCCCAGUGGGGUUUGUUGGUAAAAACUGCUCUACACCUGUUAUUGAAUGUGCGUCAGGAGAUAGGACAAAAUGCAAAAAUGGCGGCACCUGUUAUAUUUUUGCCGGAGUGGUUCACUGCACUUGUCCACCAGGAUGGGGAGCCGAUGACUGCUCUGCACCCGUGAACCAGUGUGUGUUGAAUCCCUGUGACCCGGAGGGGACCCUGUUCUGUGAAGAGCUGCCGAACGGCUUCAAAUGCGUCUGCCAACACGGGUACAUGGGGCGGCUGUGCGAAAUCCCCAUAAGUCACUGCGUCGAUGGGCUGUGUCAUCGCGGAUCAAAGUGUGUGGAUCUACCGAGAGGAUUCAAGUGCCAUUGUUUACCCGGUUUAACGGGACAAUUCUGUGACGUGAACAUAGAUGACUGUGAAGAGCAGCCGUGCGGUGUUCUGAGUAUUUGCAAAGACACCGUCAACGGCUACAAUUGUUUCUGUGCACCUGGAUUCAUUGGUAAUAACUGUGAGGUGGAGGUAAACGAGUGUCUGAGCCAGCCCUGCCACAACGGAGCUUCCUGCUCUGAUGAGCUCAACGCAUUCAGCUGCUUAUGCCCAAUCGGAGUCACAGGUGACUACUGUGAAAUCAACAUUGAUGAGUGUCUGUCAGGGCCAUGCAGACACAAUAGCACGUGUUUGGACCUGGCCAAUGGCUAUGAAUGUGUCUGUCUACCCGGCUUUACUGGCGCUGGGUGUGAGUUCGACAUUGACGAGUGUGCCUCUUCUCCCUGCAAGAACGGAGCCACUUGCAUUGACCAGCCUGGCAAUUACCACUGUCAGUGUGUGGCUCCAUUCAAAGGUAGGAACUGUGAGUUCCUCCCCUGUGAGGCCAACAACCCCUGUGAGAACGGUGCUGAGUGUGUAGAGGAACCUGAUCAGGUCCAUUUCCCUCUGGGUUUCCGCUGUCGCUGUCGACGUGGCUUCACAGGCCCCCGCUGUGAGAUCAACAUGGACGAGUGCAGCUCCAACCCCUGCCUUCACGGCUUCUGCUACGAUGUGGUAGAUGGGUUCUACUGCCUGUGCAACCCUGGCUAUGCUGGUGUGAGAUGUGAGCAGGACAUAGACGACUGUGCCAGCAACAUGUGCAGCAACAACUCAACCUGCAGAGACCUCCACUUGACUUACGAGUGCCUCUGUGUCCCCGGAUGGGAGGGCGAGUUCUGCCAACAGGAAAUAGACGAGUGUUCAUCUCAGCCGUGCUUAAACAACGCCACCUGUACUGACCUCCUCAACAGCUACCAGUGUCUAUGCCCGCAGGGCUGGGUAGGUGUGGACUGCUCUGAGGAUGUGGAUGAGUGUGACUCUGGGCCCUGUCUGAACGGAGCUCAGUGUCAGGAGUCACCCCUACCUGGGGAGUUCAGCUGCACCUGCCCCCCCUUCUUCAGUGGGCCCUUAUGCAACAUGCCCUUUGACCCCUGUGACCCUGCCCACGAUCCCUGCCUGCACAAUGCCACCUGCCUGACUCGUUCUGAUGGAACAGCAGCCUGCAGAUGCCGACCCG
Messenger RNA from Oncorhynchus tshawytscha (Chinook salmon), 4525 nucleotides. RefSeq names its product eyes shut homolog (gene eys). Gene Ontology annotation, biological process: heterophilic cell-cell adhesion; establishment or maintenance of epithelial cell apical/basal polarity. Lineage: Eukaryota; Metazoa; Chordata; Actinopteri; Salmoniformes; Salmonidae. The transcript is spliced from 25 exons. The annotation marks the transcript as partial. The record is from RefSeq and is a predicted model, not a curated record. Gene Ontology annotation, molecular function: calcium ion binding. Gene Ontology annotation, cellular component: protein-containing complex; plasma membrane.